Dromiciops gliroides (monito del monte) is the source of this 2467-nucleotide messenger RNA. RefSeq names its product UDP-glucuronosyltransferase 1A3-like. Lineage: Eukaryota; Metazoa; Chordata; Mammalia; Microbiotheria; Microbiotheriidae. The transcript has 2 exons. The record is from RefSeq and is a predicted model, not a curated record. Bases 823 to 1719 code for a protein of 298 amino acids. Gene Ontology annotation, molecular function: UDP-glycosyltransferase activity.
AUAGGUAAGCAGGGAUGAUCUGACAAACACUGGAGAUUUUGGUAGAGCAGGGGACAUAGUUCUGAGAAAGGAUAGGGGGAAUCCUGUACCUGGCAUCAGAGAGCUCAAAAGACCUUGGGGUCUUUUAAUAAUAAAACUCAGAGAGAAAGCUAAACAGGAAGCUAAAGAAGAAGGCUGAGGAUAAGAGCUGAGCAGAAAAUGGAAGAGAGAAACCCAAGGAAGAAGAGGGGACACCAUUGGCCAGUGUGGCAGAAAAGUCAUCAGACAGGAACAGAAAGCACAUCAUAAGAGAGGAAGGAAGAAGUCCUUGUUAGGAGGAAAUUCAAUCUGCUGCAGACCACUCAGUAAUGGGAAAUGGGCAGAUAAGGUAGCAGAAGAAAGUUGAUAAUGUGAGUGGGCAGCCAAGUUCCUGGGCAAGUACUUUCCUUUCACUUGGCGUCAGUUCUCUCCCCUGUAAAAUAAUGGAAUUGGAUGAGAUUAUUUCUAAAUCCCCUUCCACACUGACAUUUGGGAGGCUGUGUUCCUGACAUAUACGGCUCAUCAAUAUAGUUUAUUUCUGAGUAAUUCUUGGUGCAGAGAAGGACAGAUCAAUGGAGAGAUAUAUUGACAUUUCUUUUAAUGAUUAAUCUAAGGAAAGCAAUCAUAUGUGUAAAGAACCAAAGGUUCAGUCUCUCUUCCAAUCACCUUUUGCCUCCUUAAAUUGACUGCUUCCAUGACGAGAUAAAGAUAAAGCUCAGGGUAUGAAAACUCCCAAGUUGUGACAAGGAACAGAGUAGAGUUCAUACAGCCUGCUCUUUCUUAGGGAGCCUGGACUUUGCAGAGAUGGCCACAGGCCUCCAACCUUGGCCCUGGGCUUUGGUGAGGCUGGCUCUCUGUGCUGCCUGCCUGGGCUUUGUCCAAGGGGGCAAGCUGCUGGUGGUCCCCACGGAUGGCAGCCACUGGCUCAGCAUGCAUAAAGUGGUUCAGGAGCUCAGCCUGAGAGGCCAUGAGAGUGUUGUCCUGUCACCAGAGCUAUCUGUGCGCAUCAAGGAAGCGCCAUUUUACACUCUGAAGACCUUUCCAGUCAAUUUCAGCAAGGACCUCUUUGAAGAGUUGACAGAGUCUGAAUUCCAACUGACUUUUGACCCUCAACCUUUAAUCAAGAGAUUUUUUAACACGGUUGCACUCUUUAAGAGAAUGAAUGCCAUGUAUUUUAGAUUUUGUGCAGACUUAGUGUAUAACAAGGAACUGCUGAAGUCCCUGGAAGAAGCCCACUAUGAUGCCAUUUUAACCGAUCCCAUUUUUCCCUGUGGAGCCCUUGUGGCACAGUAUCUGUCCAUUCCAGCUGUUUACUUCUUGAGAGGACUCCCAUGUCAUUUAGAUGCUGAAAGCACUCAGUGCCCAGAUCCAUCUUCCUAUAUCCCCAGAUUGGCUACAGACAACACAGACAAGAUGACAUUCCUACAGCGGGUAAAGAACAUUCUAUACCCUUUGCUUCAUAGUGUGGUGUGCCAUAUGAUGUAUUCACCUUUUGCAAGCCUGGCCUCAGAACUCCUUCAGAGAGAUGUGAGCAUAGUAGAUGUUUUCAAGCAUGGAUCGGUCUGGCUUAUGAGGACAGACUUUGUGAUGGAUUUCCCUAAACCUAUCAUGCCAAACAUGGUCUUCAUUGGGGGCAUCAACUGUGCCAGUGCCAAGCAGCUUUCUCAGGAACAUCACAAAUGCUUUGUUGGAGGAUAUUGAAUGAGAAGAGGAUAGAGGCCUUAGCCCAUGGAGUCAUUAGGAGGCAAGAUCAGGUGAUGAGGGCCAUGACCAGGUUGAAGGCUCUGUGAGUGGAGAAGAUAUGACAGAUGGUAUAAACAGUUGCAGAAGAGUCAGAACCCAACCCAAAGUUGUGAAUCCAGGUGACUCAAGGCAGCGGUAGCAGGGCAUGAGCAGAAAUGGAAGGGCUUGGGUGAAGAGGAGUGGGAAGUUGGGGAAAAUCUUCUGAUUUGUGCUUCAAUUGUGAUGCUAAUUCAAUUCAGUAAAUACUUCUGGAGAAAUGAUUUAAGACAGAGAGGCAGUGUGGCAUAGAUAAUAGUGAGCUGGCCUCAGGGUCCAGAAGAUGAGCAUUCCAGUAUUCUGAAUGAAUGAAUUAUAAAUCAGGACACGUUUCUGAGCAAGAAGGGAGAAAUGUUCAUAUGAGCAGACAUGAAGGGUACAUAUGACCACAUCAUCUUCUCUUUGUGAUACAACAACAGGCAUGACUGGACACACACUGUAGACUUUGGUAGAAUAAAGGACAAAGAGUUCUGAGAAAUGAGAGGUGAAUCCCUUCCCUUAGGACUUUACAGCUGAACAUCAGAGAGUUCAAGAGAUCUUCAGUCUCUCAAGAAUGAAACUCAGUGAAAUGAGCAGAACCAGGAGAACAUUGUACACUGUAUCAACAACAUUCUGUGUUGAUCAACUCUGAUAGAUUUGACUCUUCUCAGCAAUACAAUGGUCCAAGAUA